GUACCGCAGUGUCUGCUCCGCCCGCCCGCCCCGGGCCGGCCCGCCCCCCUCCCCCGCCCCCGCCCCCGGUCCCGUCGGCGGGGCCCGGAACCCACUGUGCCGUCGCCUCCCUUUUUCGACGCCUCCGCCGCCGCCUGAGGAGGCGAGCUCGCCGGGAGUUACACCGCCACCGCCAGGAUGGAUAGGAUGACAGAAGAUGCUCUUCGCCUGAACCUGUUGAAGCGGAGCUUGGACCCGGCAGAUGAGCGAGACGAUGUCCUGGCUAAGCGACUCAAAAUGGAGGGGCACGAGGCCAUGGAACGCCUGAAGAUGCUGGCGCUGCUCAAACGGAAGGAUCUGGCGAAUCUCGAUGUGCCACAUGAGUUGCCCACCAAACAGGAUGGCAGUGGUGUCAAGGGCUAUGAAGAGAAACUCAAUGGGAAUCUCAGGCCUCAUGGCGACACCAGGACUGCUGGAAGGCCAGGCAAAGAAAACAUCAGCGAUGAGCCUGUGGAUAUGAGUGCCAGGCGGAGUGAGCCAGACCGUGGGAGGCUGACUCCCUCCCCAGACAUCAUUGUUUUAUCUGAUAAUGAGGCUUCCAGUCCCCGCUCCAGCUCCCGAAUGGAAGAAAGACUCAAAGCAGCCAACCUAGAGAUGUUUAAGGGGAAAGGCAUUGAGGAGCGGCAGCAGCUCAUCAAGCAGCUGAGGGACGAGCUGCGAUUGGAAGAAGCCCGGCUGGUGCUGCUGAAGAAGCUGCGGCAGAGCCAGCUCCAGAAGGAGAACGUAGUCCAGAAGACCCCGGUUGUGCAGAACGCGGCGUCCAUCGUGCAGCCAUCUCCUGCCCAUGGGGGACAGCAGGGCCUGUCCAAGCUUCCCUCCCGGCCUGGGGCCCAAGGGGUGGAACCACAGAGUCUGAGAACAUUACAGGGUCACAGUGUCAUCCGCUCCGCGACCAGUACCACCCUCCCACAUAUGUUGAUGUCCCAACGUGUUAUUGCACCAAACCCAGCCCAGCUACAGGGUCAGCGGGGCCCACCUAAGCCUGGCCUUGUACGCACCACAACACCCAACAUGAAUCCUGCCAUCAAUUACCAACCGCAGUCGAGUUCUUCUGUUCCCUGCCAGCGCACAACAUCCUCUGCCAUCUAUAUGAACCUCGCCUCCCACAUGCAGCCGGGGACUGUGAACAGGGUGUCCUCACCCCUGCCGAGCCCCAGCGCCAUGACCGAUGCCGCCAACUCCCAGGCUGCCGCCAAACUGGCUCUCCGCAAACAGCUGGAAAAGACCCUCCUGGAGAUUCCGCCGCCUAAACCUCCUGCUCCCCUGCUCCACUUCCUGCCUAGCGCGGCCAACAGCGAGUUCAUCUACAUGGUGGGCUUGGAAGAAGUCGUACAGAGUGUCAUCGACAGCCAAGGCAAAAGCUGUGCCUCACUCCUGCGGGUCGAACCCUUUGUUUGCGCCCAGUGCCGCACAGAUUUCACCCCUCACUGGAAGCAAGAGAAGAAUGGUAAGAUUCUGUGUGAGCAGUGUAUGACCUCCAACCAGAAGAAGGCUCUAAAGGCCGAACACACCAACCGGCUGAAAAAUGCUUUUGUUAAAGCCCUACAGCAGGAACAGGAAAUCGAACAGCGACUACAGCAGCAGGCAGCCCUUUCCCCCACUGCGGCUCCGGCCGUGUCCAGUGUCAGUAAACAAGAGACCAUCAUGAGACAUCAUACGCUUCGGCAGGCUCCACAGCCCCAGAGCGGCCUCCAGCGCGGCAUACCCACAUCUGCCCGUUCCAUGCUCUCCAACUUCGCGCAGGCGCCCCAGCUGUCUGUGCCUGGUGGCCUCCUCGGGAUGCCAGGUGUCAACAUUGCAUACUUGAACACCGGCAUCGGAGGACACAAAGCUCCCAGUUUGGCAGACAGACAGCGGGAGUACCUUUUAGACAUGAUCCCUCCCCGGUCUAUAGCGCAGUCCAUCAGCGGGCAGAAAUAACGCCUGUCCACGUGCACUGCCCCAGCCUUGAACCCUUUACCCCUCCUCUCCCAUUGCCCCCAACUUCCGUCGCAUGCAGUGCCUGUACUGGUGCCUACCAUACACGGAAAACAAAACAGAAAACAGAAGACAAACCUAGAAAUCAACAGGAAAACGCGCCUGCCCUGCCCGCCACCCCUCUCUCACUGCUGCGAUUCUGCCGCUCUUGUCUUCUCUCCGGUUUUCUUUCACAGUGAGGCGCUCUUCACCUCGGAUGAGGUCAGAGUGAGGUCCUGGGGAGAGAGAAAUCUAAGCCCUCUGACGUGUGUUUCUAAAGUUUUUAUCCUCUAAUUAUUAUCAUUUUUAAUGAUGUUGUGUGUCCUCCCCUUUGUUCAGUGGACGGUUAAACCUUUUUAUUUUCUCAAUAUUUUUCUUUUUCUCUUCUUUUUUUUUUUUUUUUUCUUUUUUGUAAACACAGAUGACAUUCAGAUAAAUGACAGGAGCAUUGCAGGGGGUCCCCAAGCAGAUAUGACUGGCAACGUUGGGGGCAGAAGUUUUUAAUGCACUUAACCUGGGGGUGGGACACGGUGAUGGCAUCAGAUAGGGAGGACAUCAGCCCUUGGUGUCUCUGGGCUGGACAGUCUGGGAGGUGGUGUUUUGUACUGAAGUUGGGCUCUAAGAAUGAGGGGAAUGAGCCUGGAGGGAGAAGCUUUAAAAUGUAACCACCACGGAAUUGACCCACAGAGAAAGGGGAGAGGGACAUGGGGACAAGUAUAGUGCUGAGCCAAGGAGGACGGAGGCUGGUGUUGGCCUCCUGGAUGCUCUCCUGGUCCCAGUGGAGAUAGAGGUCUAUUCCAGGUCAACUAGCCCAAAAUUAUUUCACCUUACUUUCUUUGUAAAAUCCCCCCCCCCACCUUUUUAAUCCUGAUCUGCUCCUGGUAAACUCAGUCCCCAAGUCCCGUCUAUAAGUCUAUAAUCCGGGAGGCGUAGCUGUUCCCAGCCUGAGUUAGCCGGUGUCCUGGGAGCUGGGCGGGACAUACUGAGUGAGACAGAGAAGGGAAGAGAGAAGGGCUUUCUCUCCCAGCAGGUGAGACCCCAUCUGUGUGUCCCACCCUCCAGCCAGGAGGAGGGAACAGGGAUGCCUCACCAGCUUGGAGUCCUGCCCUGGUCUGCUGUCCUGAGUGCAGAACCCACUGCUCAGAGCCACACAACUCUGGUCAAAGCCAGCUCUGGGUCUCGGCUGCAAAAGUAGUUGUGGUGUCCCCCUCCCCAACCCAUCUCCAGAAAUCUAUUAAUUUUCCUUUUUUGUUAUUUUCAGCUUUUUCUUGAGCGCUACUAAUGUAGGGAAUGAACUGAAUUGUGCAAUGUUGCUGUUCUGGGGAUAAGAGAGGUUAGCACCCCAUCUGCCCACACCGUGGGGGAAGCAAGAGGGGGACCAGGCUGUCUCUGAGGUAAAGGAAGCCCCUAAAAGGCAGGGGUUUCUGCUCUCCCGCAACACUCACCUGCCUCUCCAGCUCUAGAAGCUGCCAGAGUACAGGAAAGGGAUACACUGAGCAGAGACGUGUGAAGAGGAGUUUAGAAUUUUGCCCUUGAAAGCCACCUGGGAAAGUUCCCCCACUUUUAUUUUAAAAAAUUAAAUAAUGUUUUUAAAGUAAGAAGGCACUUUUAAAAUUAACACACACACAAACUGCACAUCUUGCCCAUAAAGUUUGUGGGUCAGUGGGGAGAAGGAGCUGGAAUCAGGCUCAGUCCCCCCCUCCCCAUACCCCAGAGCCACUGUGGGUUACUCUACUGGCCCUACGGGCCUUCCUGGGUUUUUUCUUUCCUCCCUUCCCCCAAAUUCAUUGAGCACUUAAUAAAGGAGCAGAGAUACAGCCUGUGUCUGGGCUCCCCCAGUGGUGAAGUGAUCUGAAGCUAGAUGCUAGUAACAGAUAGUGAUGGGCUGUUUGGAGUAUUUUUCUGGGGCCUGUGGUGCCCCUGACUGUAAGUGGGGGAGAGGGGGGAUUAUGAAACUGGGUCUGGGGUUAUUUUAAAAUUAUAUAUAUAUAUAUACAUAUAUAUAUAAAAAGAUAUAUUCUUACAUCUUUGCCCUCUGUGCUUUGAAAGCACUGGAUAAAUCGUUUGGUUUUGCUUUUCUCUCUUCCACGAAAUUGGAAGCUUUUUUAUUAUUUUUUUUCUUUUUGUUUUUUGUUGUUUUUUAAAUUUUCCCUGCAAAUCACCUUGCCUUGUGGCAUGUCUGUCUAGCCUCUUCCGCCCCACCCGCCAUGACAAAGUGCCAUUUCUGUCAUGUCUCCCCUCCCCCAGCUCGGAGGUACCAGGUGCCCAAGUUUGUCAGUUGAGAUUAAAAGUAAGGAACAGAGAAUGUGCAAUACCGUCUGGUUGGGGGCCAUCCCUGCCCUGAGCUGAGUCUCCUCCCUGGGACCCAGGCCACCUGUGAUGGGGUUUGGAAGUAGGAAGUGUAGACGAGGGGGAGCCAUGGGGAACGCCCAGCCUAGUGCCUGGCCCCAGCCUAGUGCCUGGCGGGGUGCUGAGGCGGUGGGGGGGAUGGUGGGGGUGGGCUGGGGGUGGGCAGAGCGGGAGCCUUCCCAGUUUCUCCCCUCAGGCUCAGUCACCUAGAGGCUGCUCAAUGACUAGUUUAGCUCCGUGACCCUUUGCUCAAUCGCUGGUGUUUGAUUUCUCACUUCUCCCCAUUUCCAUACCCUUCCCUGGGAUUAGCGAUGGGGGUGAGUUUUCCUUAAUCAUGGUGAAGUACCAGCCUUUCACCUCCUCUUGCUCCCGCCCUGUCCUGUCUUCCUUACUUCUUGAGUUUUUCAUCACUGAUCACCUUGUGUCCCUCUCAGUCUCUUGUCGCUGUCCAUCCCCAGGCUGAGCCCGUACACACUAACCCUCGUGCCUAAAGAUAGGAAGAAAGGCGACCCCCUGUUCAGAGCGGUCCUCCACCCCAGUGCUCUGAAGCUCAGGGGGAUGGCUAGAGCGAGGGCCCCCGCUGGCUCUGCCAGGCUACCCCCCCCCCCCCCCGCAUCCAGAGGCUCUGAAAGUAGUCGCUUGUGGCCGGUGGCUUCCUCCCUAGACGCCUGAAACGGGUAGAUGAGCGGUGGGGGGGGGGGGGGGGUGUAAGGCUGAGGGACAGGGGUCCUCCUCAUUUGUAGAUUAUUUUUUUUUUAAUUUUUAUUUGCUAUUUUUGUCAUUUGACCACAGCAUCUGGACUUUCUCCAUCCCUGGAAUAAGUAUUUUUUCCACAUUUUUGGAUGUAUGUAUGGUAGACAAUUUUUUUUAAGACACAAAGAUAAAUGUUUUCCUGCUUUGGUUACCUUUCCUUUCCCCCUUUAAAAGGAAUUAGCUAUAGAACUGCUUUGUAAAGAUGCUUCUUGGUAUUUUACUUUCGUUCCUUUCCCCAACCACUCCUUCCCCCAGACCCCUGCAGAAGGCAUAACCCUUCUCUCCACACCCCACCCACCCAGCCCUAGGCUCCCCUGCCCUCCAACAAGACUUUCAUUAGCUUAUGAUACUUGCUGCCGAGAUGUUAUAACAAGGACUCAUUCGUGUAUAUAAGCUAUUUCUUGAUCCAUUUAAAAGGAAUUGUACAUUGUGUAGAAAAAAAAAAAAAAACUGAAAAAGAGAAAAAAAAGCCCUCGCCAUGGAUAUUGUGAAACUGUGUUACGUCGUUUUGUAAUGUGCCCGUUUGUGUAUGAUCCGUGUGCAAAAGGGUUUCUGGGGAAGGGGCGGGGGUAGGGAGGCAGGGCUGUGGAGGCCGGGGCGGGGAGUGGGCCGGGCCCAGCACGCGGAGACUGGCAGCUGCCCCCACCCCAUCCCUCCCGAGAGACGCCACCUCCCCCACCACCCACCCCGAUUUGUGCCUUGCCCCCCCCGCCCUGGAGUAGCCCCUCCGGGUCACCAGCACUGCCUUGGCAGAGCCCACCCCCGACCCUAAGCCGCCCGCCCCCCCGCCCCCAGCAUUCGGCGGAUACUGCGGGGAGGUGCUGGGGGCUGGGGGGCAGCCGGGGAGCGGGGCAGCUCCCGGGGGCAUUGAAACCAAGUAUUCUUAUGAAUUGUAAUUGUAUUUGCACUGUUUUUUUCCUCUGACUGCAUCAGCAUAUAUACAAUAUACCUAUAUAACAAAA
Messenger RNA from Lynx canadensis (Canada lynx), 6059 nucleotides. It is a transcript of the gene GATAD2B, whose product is annotated as GATA zinc finger domain containing 2B. The record is from RefSeq and is a predicted model, not a curated record. The coding region runs from base 178 to 1959 and encodes 593 amino acids. Gene Ontology annotation, cellular component: NuRD complex. NCBI's taxonomy places the organism in Eukaryota, Metazoa, Chordata, Mammalia, Carnivora, Felidae. Gene Ontology annotation, biological process: negative regulation of transcription by RNA polymerase II. Gene Ontology annotation, molecular function: zinc ion binding; sequence-specific DNA binding. The transcript is spliced from 11 exons.